UCGUUAGGGAAUACGAUGCAUUGUGGGUAUUGUAGUAUGCAAUGUAGGUAGGUAAAGCCAGAGGUUUGGUAAAACGUUGCACCUAUUUGGUUUUGGAGCAUUUAAUGGAUCAUUCAGUUAGAUCCUAUUAAAUUGCAAAGUAUUGUCAUGCUUAAUUCUAUAAUAAAAUUGGUCAAAUGUGUGACAUGAUUUAUUGACUGUGCAACCACUUGUGUGAGAUUCCGCAAAGCUGAUUUCAGUGUCGUGCUGUCUUUGCCAGACGCUUCCGUGGUUACCACAGUAACGGAGCUCCAGCUGUUCGUGUGUACACUUGUUGAUACAAUAGCGAGUGAGCUUGCACAUAAACAAUAUACGUUACUUGUUAUAUCUCUGACAUAUGCUCAGUUGUUACAUUUUACAUGACCUUUUAUAGCUCUACAUAAAUUGGGUAAAUUUGCGGAAGUAAUACAAAUGCGGCCAACGAAGUAUUUCACCGCAACAGAGGUGUCCCUUCAUAACACCCUUGGCGACCUGUGGGUGUCAUACCUGGGCAAGGUGUACGACUUGACACCAUUGGUGAAUGAAUUUAAAGGGGAUGUACUCCUGAAGCCUAUCAUUGAGUGUGCAGGAAAGGACAUCAGUCACUGGUUUGACCCAAAGACAAAAGAUAUUCUGACCCACAUUGACCCACUAUCUGGGUGUGUGAAAUACUACACCCCUAGGGGGCGCUUUGUGCACGUGCCCCCUCCCUGCCCUCGUACUGACUGGACCAAUGACUUUGGGCGACCCUGGUGGAGAGAUACGCAAUAUGAGGUGGGACUACUUUCUGUCAAGACCAGGUGGAUCCGCAUCAUCAACACCCUCACAUCCCAGGAGCAGGGUCUGGAGGUGUGUUCCGAGGAGACCUUGAAUGAGAUUCUCCAGCGGUACCUCCGCUACAACUCUCACGCCGCCAGCUACACUUGGAAGCACGACUGUGUCAACCUGGACAUGAGUAAAACGCUGGAGGAGAACGGCAUCCCCGACGAGGACGAGGACUUCUACAACACACGCAUGGACCGCGACCUCUUCUCCCAGUCCAUCUGCCUGUACUUCAACGACGACCUCACUGAACUUUGACCCCAUAUGUAAGGAUGUUAGAAAAUGGUGGUGAGCAAUAUGAGCAGACAAUCUAUUAAAAUGUUGACUCACAAAAUACA
This is a messenger RNA of Oncorhynchus kisutch (coho salmon), 1178 nucleotides long. It is a transcript of the gene cyb5d1, whose product is annotated as cytochrome b5 domain containing 1. The transcript is spliced from 4 exons. The record is from RefSeq and is a predicted model, not a curated record. Lineage: Eukaryota; Metazoa; Chordata; Actinopteri; Salmoniformes; Salmonidae. Bases 451 to 1098 code for a protein of 215 amino acids. Gene Ontology annotation, biological process: cilium movement.